AUGUUUCGCGGGCUGUAUGGGGGCGCCCCAGAGGCCAGCUUCCACCUCGAGCUGGAGUAUGGGCCCCCAGAUGAGCCUGGAGCACCCCCCUCGCCGCCCGCGCGGGCGUCCGCCAGCGGCGCGGCGUACACGCCGCACCCGCCGCCGCCCGGCCCGCGCCUAGACAUCGACUGGUCCCAAUCCGACGAGGAGGCGGCCGUCACGGGGCGCCUCGCGCGCGCCGCCGCCGCGCUCGUCGCCGCGCACGCGUCCGAGCGCGUCUCGGUGACCCUCUCCGCGGCGCCGCCGCCCGACCCCGCCCCAUCCAGCGCCGGCGGCGCCGUCGUCCUCGCCUCGGAAUUCCAAGAGCCGCCCGCGCCGCGGCUGGAGCUGCGGCUGUCCUACACCCGCACGGCCCCGGUCCUGAGGGCGCUCACGUUCAAACGGACCUCCGGAUCUGGCGCCGCUUCCGAGUCUCUCGUCACCGCGCUGCUGCGCCAGCUGGACACCAGCACCGCGCGGCGCCUGAAGCUCUGCGAGGGGCUCGGCUGGGCGGCCGCCGCGUGGGGCGUGGAGCCGCGGCGGUGGGGGGCGCUGCGCGGGCUGAGCCUCAGCGGGUGUGGGCUGGCGUCGCUGCCGCCGGUCGUCGGGGACCUGCCCCGCAUCAAGGUGCUGAGGCUCAGCAACAACAAGCUGACAGCGCUGCCGGCAGAGAUUGGCCGCCUGUCUGAGCUGGAGCUGCUGGCGGCAGACAACAACCUGCUGUCGGCCGUCCCCGCGGACCUCCAUUACUGCCGCGCCCUCCGCGAGCUGGACCUGUCCAACAACAGGAUCGCCAAGCUGCUGUUCGACCUGCGCACCCUGGGGCGGCUGGAGAGCCUGCAGCUCUACGGCAACCCACUCGAGUACCUGCCAGAGCUCACGCCCGCCACCGCCCUGCGCUCCCUGUCCCUCGCAAAUGUGCGCAUCCUGUCGGACGCGGCCUUCUCCCGCUUUGAGGUCGAGCUGGCUGCCCCUGCGACCACCAGCUACAGCGCCAUCGUGCUGGGCGUCGCGCCCCACAAGCUCACGCCGCUGUUCGGCCUCAUCUUCAAGCGCAGCACCAUACAGCACCCCCUGCUGGCCGGGGCACUGGCGCGUCUGUGUGAGGACCCCUCCAACCUGGAGCUGCUGGCCAGGGAGGACGUGGCGCUGCAGCAGCUCGUCGCAAUGGCCAUCAGCGACGACGCGCGCGUGAUGCGCCACGCGUGCGCCAUGCUGUGCGCGCUGGGCGCGGUGGGGGACGCGUCGUCCCGGCUCGUGCGGGCCAACGCCAUCCGCGCGGUGUGCGUGCUGGUGGGCUCCGACGACAAGUCUGAUGCGCAGUCCUAG
Monoraphidium neglectum is the source of this 1350-nucleotide messenger RNA. RefSeq lists its product as hypothetical. The transcript is spliced from 8 exons. The record is from RefSeq and is a predicted model, not a curated record. Lineage: Eukaryota; Viridiplantae; Chlorophyta; Chlorophyceae; Sphaeropleales; Selenastraceae. Gene Ontology annotation, molecular function: protein binding. The coding region runs from base 1 to 1350 and encodes 449 amino acids.